Messenger RNA from Lactuca sativa (garden lettuce), 1485 nucleotides. Lineage: Eukaryota; Viridiplantae; Streptophyta; Magnoliopsida; Asterales; Asteraceae. The record is from RefSeq and is a predicted model, not a curated record.
AUGGCUAAAAAUCUCAUUGGACAAGUGGAGAGGAACCCUACUAUUCCUGUUAGUGCCUUACAUGAAGAGCUGCAAAAAAAAUAUGAAGUGGGGUUUUUAAGGAUGAAAGCUUUUAGGGCUAAACAAAUCGCUCAAAAACAAGUGUUUGGGGAUUUUCAAAAGCAAUAUGCUUUACUCAGGGAUUAUGGAUUAGAACUAAUUGAACCAAAUCCCAGUUCACAGUCUAGAAUCUUUAGAAGAGUUUAUGUUUGCUUGGGUGCUUUGAAGUUGGGUUUUAAAGCAGGGUCCUUCCCAGGUCAAGUUUUGUCUGCUGUAGGUCUAGAUUCAAACAACGGAAUCUACCAUCUAGCCUACAGUAUUGUUGAAGCUGAGACUAAAAGUUCAUGGAGUUGGUUCUUAGAGUGUUUAGCAGAUGACCUAGAUUUAAAUGCAUCUUCAAACUUCACCUUUAUUUCUGACAGACAAAAAGGUAUCAUACCUGCUAUCAAUCAGAUGUUCCCAAAUGCUGAGCAUAUAUAUUGUUUACGACAUAUUCAUGAGAAUAUGAGGCUGCAUUGGAGGGAUACAAAGUACAAGGACUUCUUAUGGGACAUUGCAACAACAACUACAAUUCCACAUUUUGACAAUGCAAUGGAGUUGUUCAAGAAGUAUGAUGUUACAACACAUGAUUGGUUGAAGAAAAUUACAGCAACACAUUGGAGUAGAGCUCAUUUCAGUGGAAGGGCAAAGACACACAGCUUGACAAAUAACUUGUGUGAGGUAUUUAAUUCAAAAAUCAUUCAUGCUAGAGACAAACCCGUGAUAACUUGUUUGGAAUAUAUUAGAGAAUACUUGAUGAAAAGGAUAGUUUUUGUUCAAAAAUCCGUUGACAAAUCUAAAGGACCACUAACACCAACAGCUACAACCAUUUUAGAAGGUAUUAAGAAAGAAGCAACUCAAAAUGUGUGCAUUUUUAAUGGUGCUGAGAAGACACAAGUGACCACUCUAAGGAAGGACCAAUAUGUGGUCAAUUUGAAGAAAAAAACUUGUACUUGUAUGUAUUGGGAACUCAUAGGCAUUGUUUGUAGUCAUGCUGUGAGUGAAAUUUGGGACAAAAUCAAGUAUGGUGGAAAAAAAGUACCUGAUAUAGAGGCAUGGGUUCAUCCAGUUUAUUGGCUUCAAACAUGGGCUGAUAUGUAUAGCCAUAAAAUAGACCCUAUUAAUAGAAAGAGCAUGUGGCGCAAAUCAGCAUGUCCUUUUAUACUAAUGCCCCCUAAACAUCAUAUUCAGGUUGGGAGGCCAAAAAAGAAGAGAAAGAAAGUUGUAGGUGAGGUUGUGACUACAGGGAAAGACUUGAGCAGAAAGUACAUCACAAUAACCUGCAGCAAGUGUGGAAACAAAGGGCACAAUCAAAGAAGCUGUAAGGGUCAAGGUGGAGAAAGAGAAAGGAUGAGUGAUGGUGGUAAUGAAGUGCAGAAGAAAGGCAAAGCAGUGGCUGAUGGGUGA